AUGCAAAUGAGACAGUCAACACAAACUAAUAUCAGUAAGUCAGAUCAAACAAAUAAAAUAAAGAAACAGAGAUGCAGGUUCACUCCAAGAGAAGAUCGAAUUCUAAAGAAGAUUGUUAAUGAUCAAUCUGAUUUUUCAUGGGAAGAAAUUGCCCAAAUGCUCCCAGGAAGAACAUCUAGACAAUUCUGGGAUAGAUAUAACAAUUAUCUUAGCAAACAAAUUUCUAAUGCUAAAUGGACCGAUGAAGAGGAUGAAUUAAUAUUAAAAAUGUACACAGAGAUUGGCCCAAAAUGGACACUUAUUGCAAAAUCACUUAAAGGAAGAUCAGCAAAUAACGUGAAGAAUAGAUGGCACAAAACAUUGUCAAAGAGAUAUGGUAAGACCGAAAAAGAGAAGCCACUGACAGUUGUUGAUAUUGACUAUAUUAUUGCAAAAGAUAAUACAUUUUUGUCUAAAUUCGGAGAAGAAAAUGAAUACACACUAUUUCGUGAGUUACUUUCAUGA
Molecule: messenger RNA, 504 nt
Organism: Trichomonas vaginalis G3
Lineage: Eukaryota; Parabasalia; Trichomonadida; Trichomonadidae
Product: RNA polymerase II transcription regulator recruiting protein
Exons: 1
Coding region: 1-504 (167 amino acids)
Biological process (GO): regulation of DNA-templated transcription
Cellular component (GO): nucleus
Molecular function (GO): RNA polymerase II cis-regulatory region sequence-specific DNA binding; DNA-binding transcription factor activity, RNA polymerase II-specific
Source: RefSeq, a predicted model, not a curated record